AUGGGUACUGCUAGAUACCUCGGGAUAGAGCUUUCGAGCUCCAAUCUCUCUCUCUGCAGCCAUUGGGUCAUGGAAGGGAAAAAUGAGAUUCUAAUUCUAGAUCAUAACCAGAUCUCCCUGCUCAUCGCCAUGACGUCUGAUGUCGACACAUCGGCCAUCCCAGGCACCAUCACCCUGGUUGACCUGGAGCAUGUCCUGCACACCCGCCACCUCGACCGCGGCGAUAGGGACAUUGUCCUGGUGCCCACGCCGUCUGAUGACCCGGACGAUCCGCUGAACUGGUCGCCUAGACGGAAACUGCUGUCGACCAUAUGCGUGAGCGCAUAUACCCUCUUCACCGGCAUGGCCUGCUCCGUCGUGUACUCCGUGCUGGUCCCCUUGUCCGAGGAGACGGGCAUCCCCGUCGCCACGCUCAACCAGGGCACCGGGUACAUGUUCUUGCUGGCCGGCUGGAGUCUGCUGUUCUGGCAGCCGGUGGCCAUGCAGUAUGGGAAGCGACUGACCUAUCUGAUUUCGGUCUUGGGCGUGUUGGCAAUGACCAUGUGGGGUCCAUACGGCUUGACGGAGGGCCAGUGGAUUGCCCGUAACAUCCUCCUGGGCUUCUUCACCGCGCCCAUCGAGGCUCUCCCUGAAAUCACAGUCACGGAUGUGUACUUCACCCACGAACGCGGCACGUACAUGGGCCUGUACUCGUUCUUCCUGGCCGGGAGCAACUUCCUGGCGCCGGUGAUCUGCGGCUUCAUCGCCCAGUACCAGGGCUGGCGAUGGGUGUUUUACUACCCCAGCAUCUUCCUCGGCGGCUGUUUCGUCUUCCUGUUCUUCUUCAUGGAGGAGACCAACUACGACAGAAAGACGGUGGGCGUGGUCACCGAGUCGCCAGCAGCAUCCGAAAAGGACAACGCCGAAGACCCGGGGAAAGCGCCCCAGACCAGCGGCAACCCGCCAGUCGAGAGCUCCAGCCCAGUCACGUACAAUAAGAAAACCUACAUCCAGAAACUGUCCCUCCUGUCGACCAGGGAGAAGAACAACGUCUUCCGCCGGGCAUGGCACGCCUUGUACUUUGCCAGCUGGCCGGUGAUUUUCUAUUCUGGUUUCUCCUACGGGUCCUACCUGAUAUGGUUCAAUGUGCUCAACGGGACGGCGUCGAUUAUUCUGGGUUCUGCGCCGUACAACUUUAGCUCGUCGAUCGUCGGUCUCAGCUAUAUUGCUUGCUGUCUGGGCGUGGUUGCGGGCUCCCUCUUCACCGGCAACUUCAGCGACUGGCUCACCAUCCGGCUCGCCCGCCGCAACAACGGCGUCAUGGAAGCCGAGCACCGACUAUGGCCGUUCGCCUUCUGCGUGAUUGCGGUGCCCGGCGCGCUCAUCCUCUGGGGCGUCGGGGCAGCGCACCACGUACACUGGUUCGGGCUGAUCUUCGCCAUGUGGCUGCUGGCAUUCUGCAACACGUCCGGCAUCACGCUGAGCGUCAACUACAUGGUAGACAGCUACCGCGAGCUAAGCGGGGAUGCGAUGACGACGGUGAUAUUGGUGCGCAACACCAUGUCUUUUGCGAUUGGAUAUGGGAUUACCCCCUGGAUCGAAAACCUCGGCUACCAAAACUGCUUCAUCUCCGCCGCUUUCAUCGGCAUGGCCUGCUCGGCUGUCUUCCUCGUCAUGAUCAAGUUUGGCAAGUCGUUUCGCGUCAAGUCGCGCGAGAAGUACUGGAGGCUGGUGCUGGAGAAUCGGGAGAAGGGGAUGGGUCAUUGA
This is a messenger RNA of Rasamsonia emersonii CBS 393.64, 1746 nucleotides long. RefSeq names its product MFS transporter. The record is from RefSeq and is a predicted model, not a curated record. The coding region runs from base 1 to 1746 and encodes 581 amino acids. Lineage: Eukaryota; Fungi; Ascomycota; Eurotiomycetes; Eurotiales; Trichocomaceae. Gene Ontology annotation, molecular function: transmembrane transporter activity. The transcript has 10 exons. Gene Ontology annotation, biological process: transmembrane transport.